Messenger RNA from Cercopithifilaria johnstoni, 2958 nucleotides. NCBI's taxonomy places the organism in Eukaryota, Metazoa, Nematoda, Chromadorea, Rhabditida, Onchocercidae. The record is from the annotation of a GenBank genome assembly.
AUGCGAUACUAUUUGGCAACAUUGGACAAAAAGCUUGCAAAGCUAUUUGCUUGGUAUACAAGUAAUUAUCUUGUUGAUUAUUGUCCUAUAUUUAUUAUCGUUCCAAUUUUACUUACGGGUAUUCUCGGAAUUGGAUUCAUUUGGAUUAAUGAACUCACUUUACUCAAUGCUCGAAAAUUAUAUACGCCAACAUCGGCACCAGGCUGGAAGGAAGAAAGAAUUAUGAGAGAAUUAUGGCCUAUACGUAUUAAUGAAUUUUUACCUGAGAGAACAUUUGAAUGGAAUCGUUAUUUGUACGUUGUUGUACAUGGGCGUAAAUAUCCUAAUGGUACAUUUCCAAAUAUUCUCAAUGAUUCAUAUUUGAAUGAAAUUGAAUUGUUGGAAAGAAGUAUUGCGGAAAAUGUUUCAUUCACAAUGAAAGAUGAAUGGCUUCAUAAUAAUGUUACAGCAAAAUUUGGUAGUAAAAUAUAUUUUCAGGAUUUAUGUUUGAAUUGGUACGGUGAAUGUUAUCGUCAAACAAGUUUGAUUAAAUUGCUUCAAAAUCGUUAUGAAUUAGAAAAGCAUGGUAUUAGUAUUACAUAUCCUCGUGCUAAUACUAAUGGAACACCGGUGUAUUUAGCUUAUAAUAUUGGUGGUGUACGAGUUGAUGAAAAUGGUAUAAUCAAGUCAGUGGAAGGUAUGCGUUUGUGGUACUUUUUACGUUUCGAUCAUCCACAAAUUAAUGAAAUGGCUAUUGCUUGGGAGGAUGCUGCAGCGAAGUUUAUAACAGAAAAUUUUUCCAACAAUUCGUUGACUGAAAUUCACAUUCAGCAUUCACGGACAAUUGAUCAAGGCUUAACACGUAAUGCGAAUCGAUUGAAGCCUUAUUUUGUGGUUACAAUUAUUGUGUUGAUCUUCUUCAGCACAUUCAAUUCGAUGGAAUGGAAAUUUUGCAAUGAUAAAGGAAUGAAUUUCAUUCGAAUUGAUUGGCUUCGAUCAAAGCCAUUGCUUGCGCUUUGCGGCGUGUUUUCAUCAACAUUAGCAAUCAUAAGCGGUAUUGGUUUGCUAUUAUGGUUUGGAAUGUUUUUCGCUGAAAUAACCCUUAUAGCUCCAUUCCUCGUUCUUUCUAUUGGAGUUGAUGAUAUGUUCAUUAUGGUAGGAGCAUGGCACGAUGCUGAAAAAAGUUUUCCUGGAACUGAUUAUGUUACCCUAAAAGCUCGCAUGGUAAAUACGCUAUCGGAAUCAGCUGUUGCCAUAUUUAUUACCAGUUUUACGGAUGUCUUAUCAUUUGCCAUUGGUUGUUUUACGGAUAUUAUUGCUGUACGUGGAUUUUGUGCAAUGACUUCUGCAUGCAUGUUUUUUACAUUUCUUUAUCAGCUUACUUUUUUUGCUGCGAUGAUGGUAAUUAGUGGUAAAAUGGAAUUAGCUGGACGGAAUGGUUGCAUACCAUGUUUGAAAACUUCCGAUCAUAUUGAUGAUAAUAAAAUGGAUGGAUAUGGAGGAAAAGUUUGGAAUUGUGCUGAAAAUGCAAAUAAAAGUGGAAGGAAAUGUGUUGAAUAUGAGACAAAAAAGUUAGAAGACGCAAAAUGUUACGAUAACAUAUGCAAGGAUAAAUUCGCCAGUGAUAAUCACAAAUCAUAUCAUAGUGGUAAUGUUAACAUUGAAAUGCUAUCGGAUAAGAUGAAAGUAUCGAAAAAAUCAUCUACCAAUGGGAUGAAAUUAUUUUUUCGGAAUAUAUAUGUUCCAAUGUUGUUGGAUAAUCGAACUAAAUGCAUCAUUCUGAUCUUAGUCAUCGUUUAUCUUAUCCUAGCAAUAUACGGUAUUAUUUGUAUGGAGCAAGGUUUAGACUAUGAUAAAUUACUGAUUGAAACGGAUCCUGUUGUACAAACAAUAGCUAUUGAGCUUGAAUUAUUUCAUGGUGGUGAUCAGAUUGAUGUAGCUAUCGUAAAAGCGCCCGAUAUGACAAAACCAAUAAAUCGUGAACGGGUGGAGCAAAUGGUUCAUGAUUUCGAGCAUAUGAUUUUCGGAAUUGGUCCUAAAGCGACGCAAGUCUGGACUCGGGAAUAUCAGAAGUAUGCAAAUAUAACAGGUGCAUACCUGCAGAAUGAUCAUCAAUCAUGGGUUGAGGGGGUUUAUCAGUGGUCACGACUUUUUGCAUUUUACAAAUUGUGGGCACAAGAUUUUGUUUGGGAAAAUGAAGAUGAUCUGCAAAAUUUAACAAUGAAAUCAUUUCGAUUUCGUAUCGGAUUAUCAGCACUUAAUAAUCCAAGUGAUUUAGUAAUGGAAUCUCAUGCUCUACGAGCAAUUGCUGCAAAAUAUUGGGAUAUGGAAAUUUAUACGUAUGAAUAUAGCCGAAUGAUUGCUGAUCAGCUAAAUAUUAUUUUACCAAAUAUGUUAUUAAAUGAUAGUAUUGCGAUUGUUAUAUUGGUUAUUAUUGCAUUAAUAUUUAUUCCUAAUCCAAUAUGCACAUUUUGGAUAUUUAUUGCUAUUAUAACAAUGGAUAUUGGUGUGAUUGGUUUCUUAGCACUAUGGAAUGUUAAGUUAGAUCCGAUAUCAAUGAUAACUAUGAUAAUGGCAAUUGGCUUUUCCAUUGAAUAUUGUGCUCAUAUCACAUAUAGUUUUAUAAGUAAUCCAAGCAAUCUUACACCCACUGAACGUUGUAUUGAAGCAAUGGAAAAAUUGGCAUGUCCAAUUAUAUAUGGUAGCAUGUCGACGAUAUUUGGCGCUGCAAUUCUUGCAUUCAUCAAUUCCUACAUGACACUUGUAUUUUUUAAAACAAUCUUUUUAGUAAUUAUUAUUGGUGUCUUUCAUGCUCUUCUUUUAUUACCCAUUAUUUUAUCUAUAACUGCACCAAUUAUUGAUCAAAUUAGUCAAAAAUUAUAUGGUUCAGUUGAAAUAUUAAAACAAAAAGAUACUCAUAUUUCAAUUUCUACAAAUCCCAAUAAUCGAAGUGAAAUUAUUACUGACACUCAUUAUUGA